Molecule: messenger RNA, 386 nt
Organism: Trichoderma harzianum CBS 226.95
Lineage: Eukaryota; Fungi; Ascomycota; Sordariomycetes; Hypocreales; Hypocreaceae
Exons: 1
Coding region: 62-349 (95 amino acids)
Source: RefSeq, a predicted model, not a curated record
AAGAAAAUCUCCUCGUAGUCUCUCUUAUCUUGGCGCGUGUAAGAGCAAAGACAUCAAAUGUAUGUACGAGUAUGAAAAAGUCCCCACAGUCAGCUUAUACUUGGAUACGCCAACCUCAAAGCCGGAGAUGGGAAUGAUAGACUUGCUGCUGCUUCCAACAAGCAUUACUUGGCAUCUACUAGCAGCUGCUAGCAUCUACCAACGCUUCUAUUGUAGGGAUUGCCACACCAUCGCCAAGAGAUUGCACCAAGCACGCCCGGAAUCAGGCCACUCUUCGCCCCCCCAUCCGGAGCCUCUAAAGCUUCAAUCUCUCCGAUUCCCGAUCCGAAAGAAGCUGCCGUUACGUUAAUACAAGAAGAGUCAAGUUCAACUCUGGCCAGCCCCAC